GCGAAAGAGGUGUCUGCUGGAAGUAUGGGGUGCAUUCACAGCACGAGCACUGACAGGUUGAAGAAGCAUGGACCUGACACAGGGGGAAUCCCAAUAAAGGCCCCUGAGGUACAUCCCGAAAUCCUCCAACUUGCUGAGCUUGCCAAAGCAGGGAGCCACGCCUUCAUGGAGAAGAGCUUCAAGAGGAGACGCGUGUGUGAUGUGUGCAAGCAGAACAUCGACAACCCAGGGGCUUUCUGCAAGGAGUGCAAAACUGCAGUUCACAAGACAUGUGAAGCCAAGGUAACAAAUUGUGCUCCUGUGUCAGAGGUUCACGACUCCAUUAAAUCAACAUCACAGAAGAAGAGAGGCUCCAUACCAAGGAGUAAAAGUGUGGAACAAGUAAUGGAGCAUGUGAUGGAACGCCACUACGACUUUGACCUCACCUACAUCACAGAGAGGAUCAUCUCUGUCUUCUUCCUGCCAGACCUGGAGGAACAGCGGUAUCGCAGAAACCUACAAGAAGUGGCUUCCAUGCUUAAAUCCAAGCACCAAGACAAGUUCCUGCUCCUGAAUUUAUCAGAGAAGAGACAUGACAUCACCAGAGUGAAUCCAACGGUGCAAGACUAUGGCUGGCCUGACCUUCACGCCCCACCCCUGGAUAGGAUUUGUGCUGUAUGUAAGGCCAUGGAGACCUGGCUUACCUCUGACCCCCUUAACGUAGUGGUCCUCCACUGCAAGGGAAACAAAGGGAAGACGGGGGUCAUCGUGGCAGCAUACAUGCACUACAGCAAGAUAUCAGCUGGAGCAGACCAGGCUCUCACCACAUUGGCCAUGAGGAAGUUCUGUGAAGACAAAGUCUCCUCUUCUCUACAGCCCUCGCAGAACAGAUACAUAUACUACUUUGGUGGUUUGCUGUCAGGCACCAUCAAAAUGAACAGCAGUCCUCUGUUCCUCCACCAGAUCCUCAUUCCUUCGCUACCAAACUUUCAGGCAGGAGGAGGUUUCUAUCCAUUCCUGAAGAUCUACCAGUCUCUACAGCUUGUUUACACCUCAGGCAUCUAUGAUCCCCAGACGUCCAGGGCAAGGAAGUUGUGUGUGACUAUGGAGCCAGCACUAUUAUUAAAGGGGGACAUUAUGGUAAAGUGCUACCAUCGACGGAGCCAAGCAGCAGAGAGAGAGGUGGUGUUCAGGGUCCAGUUCCAUACCUGCACCGUUCAUGGAGCCCAGCUGUGGUUUGGCAAGACUGAACUCGACCUUGCCUGCACAGAUGACAGGUUCCCUCCUGAUGCGACAGUCGAGUUUAUCUUCUCUAAUGGGCCAGAAAAAAUCAAAGGUCGUGAAUACCGCAAGAAUGACGCCUCCAUCAAAGUGGACUACAACACAUCAGACCCUGUGGUUAGAUGGGAUUCGUAUGAGAACUUCAACCUGCGCCACCAAGACAGUAUGGAAAAUAUCGCUCAUACAAGGGGCCCUCUGGAUGGCAGCCUUUACGCCCAAGUAAGGAAGCGACGUGGACCGGGCUCCACAGCCUCAGCAGCUUCACCUAAUGGUUGUCUUACCAGCAGCCCAACAGUGAAGUCACAAGCUCCCAGCCAGCCCCAGACUCCCACCUACACCUCUGAGUCCAACCGAUCUUCAGUGCCCCCUGAUCAUUUGGAUGAUCCCUCCACAGCCCACCUUGAAAGACAAAACACUGACUGUCAACUGAGGAGAGGAGGAGAAGAUCAAACAAGAGAGAAAUCACGAGGGAAAGAAAGGGAUAGAGAGACAGCAAUUUUAGAUGAUGGGGACCUGUCAAGCCCGGUGGGGUUGAGGCGAGAGCACUCAUGUUGUGGUCGAACAGGUACAAAAUGUGGUGAUGUGGGAUGGGAGAGGGAGAGAGAGCCUUGCAUCUCUAAUGGUCACUGUGUUGGAUGUCGCAACAGUAUUAAAAGUCAUCCAAAAAGUCAAACUCUGCCAGCCUUACCAUCCAAAUCUGUGUCACCUCCUCCUCAUCUGACUCGUAUGGAACUGUGCCAUCGUCAUAGCUCCCAUCCUUUACCAGAGUUACCAUGGGAACGUCCACCCCCACCACCACCCUUGCCCUGUCUCCACAGGCCAUUCUUCCCUUAUUCCACCCCUGAACACCCACACCCGCAUAGUCAUAGCCUCCCAGCUUCAAACAGAAUCUGCACUGGGGACGAGUGUCAUCUCUUCCAUUAUUCUAGCCAUGCCCCAUCCUCUCAUCUCUCCCACCAAUCACUGCCGUCUAGUCCUUAUAGGGAAAUGUUCUUCGGCUCUCCAACACCUUCUUCUGGUUGUUCUUGUCGGGACUGCUCCAGUAGGCGAGAGCACCAGUCAGCUUCAGUCAGAACAUUCCACCCGUUACACCCAAACCAAACAGAAAACCCACACUGGCCCCAAGGAGCAGGGAUACAGAUAGAGGCACCUCCACUAUGGGAAAGUGAAAACCCAUGGGAAGUGACAAGAGAGGCAGAGUUCUGGCAGUGCAAAUCGUCCGUGCCACCGUUUCGCAUCUGCCACACCACCUUGGAUCAGGGUCCAAACCCAGAGCAGCCUAGAUUUGCUCUUGCACCUCACCAGAGCUAUCCCAGCCCCCAGUCUCUAAUCGAUAUGCGGGAUGGAGCCAGCAGUGGGUACCACACCCCUCCACAUCCCCGCCACUCUUGCCCCUGCUCUCCUUAUCAAUCAUCUCCAGCCGAGAGCCAUGAGAGCCGGGGUUAUGCCUCAGGAUACCACUCUGGGUCAGCCUCUCCUCUGCCUGCUAGUAGCCCCUCUCCUGGAAGAGGAAGGCUCCCCGAGACCCCCUCUGGAGCCAGAGACCAGCAGCACCUUGAGCAUCACAAAGUGGAAAAGGCCAAGAUUAGUGCGGAGGAUGACAUAUCCCAGGGUUCAGAGAGUAAAUCUGACUCUAAUGGCCAGUCAAGCACCCCUGGACUGGACUCUGAUCAUGACUACACGCUUAUUGGUAGCAACAGCCCCACACACACAGAAGACAGUAUAACUGCUGAAAGCACUCCUCAAAGCCAUGAAACUUUUACACCUCUGGAAUUCAACACAAAUAGCAACACAACUACCACACCAGUGCCAACAGAAACACAAACCCAAUGUUCCAAUAUAUCCAUGAGCCCCACACAACCAUCAAGUGAGCCUUCUCCGAGUUUGAGCGGCACAGCCAAGGUUGCAGGUAAUGUUGAGGCUACUAAUCAGUUACAGACACAUGCAUCGAUUAUCAUUACCCCAGUCCAAGUGCAACUCAAUGGCUCGGCUCUUCCUAGUGAUACCCCAUCCAACAGCUGCAAAGGUGUUUCCAUGAACCCUUCAGCCAGUCUCAGUUCUAGCCCCUCCACUACUUCCCCAAAUACUCCAGUCGACUCCCCAGACCUUCAGUCUCCUGCUCAGCACUCUCCAGUGGCUACAGACGCAGCAGGACAAAGACUGACUCCGGACAGAGACAGCUCAGCUGACACCAAACCACCAUCACCUGUGCCUGAUGGAUAUAAUACACCAACCUUCCCCUUAGCGUCUUAUUACUACCCAUUACUAAAUGUCCCCCAUGUCCCAUACACCGGUUACACUGCAGUCACUAUUCCCACCUUUCAGCCACCACUCCCAGAGAAGAAACGCCUUUCAUCAACACCAGGAUCCCUGAACGGACACAACUCUCUCCUCCGGGUCUCCUCAGCUCCUUCCCCCACACACCAUGUUACUUUCUCCCCUUCUGUGGGAGAUCAAAGAAGAGGGUCUGCACAGUCCAGGGAGGAGACAGACAUCAGGGUCAAUGCAAAGUUUGUCCAGGACAGCUCCAAGUACUGGUACAAACCAGGCAUCUCUAGAGAUCAAGCCAUAGCUGUAUUGAAGGACAAGGAAGCAGGAACUUUCCUCAUCAGAGACAGUAACUCCUUCCAGGGGGCCUAUGGCCUGGCCCUCAAGGUGGCCACCCCUCCUCCUAAUGCCAACAUCACUGGCAACAAAGGGGAUCCUCUGGAACAGCUGGUGAGACACUUCCUCAUUGAGACUGGGCCACGGGGAGUGAAGAUCAAGGGCUGUCAGAAUGAGUCCUACUUCGGAAGUUUAUCUGCUCUGGUGUACCAGCAUUCAAUCACUCCCAUCUCUCUGCCAUGUGCCCUUCGCAUUCCAGAAAAAGAUCUGGUUGGAGAGCUUCAAGAGAUGCAGAGUGCAACAAACACGAGCACAGCGGCUGACCUCCUAAAACAAGGAGCAGCUUGCAACGUGCUCUACCUGAACUCUGUGGAGACCGAAUCACUGACAGGGCCCGAAGCUGUUUCCAAAGCAACCAAAUGCACUCUGGCUCUGAGUCCGCGUCCUGUGGCAACAGUGGUUCACUUCAAAGUGUCUGCUCAGGGCAUCACUCUAACAGACAGCAAAAGAAGGCUAUUUUUCAGGAGGCACUACCCAAUCAGCAGUGUUACUUUCAGCAGUCUUGACCCCCAAGACCAGAGGUGGACUAAUUGUGAUAGCACGUCAAGCAAGAUGUUUGGCUUUGUGGCCAGACGUACAGGCAGUGCUACAGAGAAUGUGUGUCACCUAUUUGCAGAGAUUGACCCUGAACAACCUGCUGUGGCCAUUGUCAACUUUAUCAACAAGGUUAUGCUGGGACCACAGCUACGCAGAUGAAGAUUCAGGAGAAAUUGAAAACUCUGGACAAUGGGAGAUCUAGGGCAGAUAUUCAUAUGAUUCAUAUUUUUUAAUGAAGUGUGUUUUUAACUACAUCUGUGCUUGAAU
Scomber japonicus (chub mackerel) is the source of this 4728-nucleotide messenger RNA. Its product is annotated as tensin-2-like. The transcript is spliced from 27 exons. The record is from RefSeq and is a predicted model, not a curated record. Gene Ontology annotation, molecular function: protein binding; protein tyrosine phosphatase activity. Bases 25 to 4620 code for a protein of 1531 amino acids. Lineage: Eukaryota; Metazoa; Chordata; Actinopteri; Scombriformes; Scombridae. Gene Ontology annotation, biological process: peptidyl-tyrosine dephosphorylation.